Messenger RNA from Capsicum annuum, 1247 nucleotides. Its product is annotated as multiple organellar RNA editing factor 3, mitochondrial. The record is from RefSeq and is a predicted model, not a curated record. Gene Ontology annotation, biological process: cytidine to uridine editing; mitochondrial mRNA modification. The coding region runs from base 171 to 938 and encodes 255 amino acids. Lineage: Eukaryota; Viridiplantae; Streptophyta; Magnoliopsida; Solanales; Solanaceae. Gene Ontology annotation, cellular component: mitochondrion. The transcript has 4 exons.
UCUCAUGUUACUUUCCCUUUGUUUUUCCUUUUCCGCCUCAAUGCUUGCUUCAAUAAAAUAUUUUCCUCAUAACAAGUUGAAACCCUCGAUAAACCUUAUCGCUUCAGCUCCUACAACUCAAAGCCACAUUUAUCCAAUUUGAGUUUUCCUCUCAUUUUCCAAAACUCCUAAUGGGGUUGUUCGCCACCAGGCGCACGUUAGCUUCCAGCAUAUACCGUGCACUCGCUUCAUCAUCAUCAUUGUCUCGAUUUCGUUUUGCUGUUCCCCUUUUCUUGAAUCCCCAGUACUACCCAUCAGAGCAAUUCGUUUCGACCCGUCCCAAGACAUCCGGGUCGGGUUACUCUCCCCUCAAUGAUCCUUCUCCCAACUGGAGUAAUCGGCCGCCGAAGGAGACGAUUCUUUUAGAUGGAUGUGAUUAUGAGCAUUGGCUGAUUGUCAUGGAGUUUCCUGACCCUAAACCCUCCGAGGAAGAUAUGAUUAAUGCAUAUGUCAAAACCAUGGCUGCCGUUCUCGGAAGUGAGGAAGAAGCAAAGAAGAAGAUUUACUCUGUUUGUACAACCACAUACACUGGGUUUGGUGUUUUGAUUUCUGAAGAACUUUCCUACAAGGUUAAAGGUCUACCUGGUGUUUUGUGGGUCUUGCCAGAUUCAUAUCUAGAUGUCCCCAGCAAGGAUUAUGGAGGGGAUCUGUUCAUAGAUGGAAAAGUCAUCCAUAGGCCACAAUAUAGAUUUAAUCAAAACCAAGGUACUAGACCCAGGCCUCGGCCUCGUUAUGAUAGACGCCGGGAGACCAUGCAGGUUGAAAGAAGAGAACCAACACAAAGAGGAGCAGGGGUACCGAAUCAGCUACCUCCUGCACAACCCGUGUCAAUCGAAGGCCAUAAUUUCUCCCAUGGAACUGGAGGAGGUCCAGCAGGAUCUCAGGGCAACAGUAGUUGAAGUUCCUAUGCCAAUUGUCAUACAGUAAAAUCUGUAGUAAUGGGAUUAGGUUUGAUCUGAUACUAUUUGCCUCUUAAAUUGUUCGUUUCAUGAGUUCUCAACUGAGCCGACAUAUUUUCUGGAUGAAAUGUGAAUAUCUUUUCAUACCUGUUCACGUAAAGAGCAUUGUGUCAUAUACUAGUAGAUGCAUCUUUUGCCCGAGUUGUCUUCUGGAAAAACUUUGCAUAUUUCAGUGUUGUAGAACAGUUAGUCAAAACAGUGUCAAUGUGGAGAUGCUAAUUUUAAUGAUGUUUGCUGUUAGUUUUGUUC